AGUCCCUUUCAUUUUCCUGUCCGGUGUGUCACAGUUUCCAAUAUGGCGGCAUUCAUAGCCAGGUUUUUUUCACGUGUAUCGUGGCAUGGUUCUUGUAUUAUUUUGAAAAACACACUCCCAUGUAUAUCGUUAAGAUACACGUUUCAUCGCUCUGCAACAACCCAAAGUGGACUUCUUUUUUCGCUAAAUAAACGGGGCAUUUUGAAGGAUGCUUUCCCCGAAAACGCAGCCCAAGAUCAACUUCCUCAACUGCUGCAGUCUGGGUGCCAGACCGUGUACUGCGGAUUCGACCCCACGGCGGACAGCCUUCACGUGGGUAAUUUACUCGCUAUCGUCGGGCUAUUGCAUUUUCGAAGCGCAGGACACAAUGUCAUCGCUCUAAUCGGUGGUGCAACAGCACAGAUAGGGGACCCAAGCGGGAAAACGAGCGAGAGAGAGCAGCUACCGUCUGAUGUAGUGGAGGACAAUACAAGGGCUAUCAGGGACAGCUUGCAGCGAAUCUUCACCAACCAUGAACUGCAUUUCCACAACGACUCUAAAAAGUUUGGCACUGUAACCCUAUUGAACAAUUUAGCUUGGUACAAAGACUGGAAUGUGGUUGCUUUUCUGUCAGAAGUUGGCAGACGUUUCCGAAUGGGGACCCUGCUCAGUAGGCACAGUGUCCAGUCCAGGCUGAAGAGUGCAGAGGGCAUGAGCCUAACUGAGUUCUCUUACCAGCUGUUUCAAGCUUAUGACUUCUACCACCUGAACCAGAAUCAUAGCUGUAAGAUCCAGCUGGGAGGGACAGACCAGCUGGGCAACCUGAUGUCUGGGCACGAGUUUAUACACAAGGUGACUGGACAGGAUGUGUAUGGGCUGACCAUCCCACUGGUGACCAGCUCUGCGGGGGACAAGCUGGGGAAGACAGCAGGCAAUGCAGUGUGGCUGAACAGGGACAAGACAUCUCCGUUUGACCUCUAUCAGUUCUUCCUCAGGCAGCCUGACAGCAGUGUGGAAUGGUAUCUGAAGCUGUUCACCUUCCUACCCCUGGCCGAGGUGGAGAGGGUGAUGGAGCAGCAGAGACAGGAGCCAGGCAAACGGCCCGCACACAAACGCCUCGCCGCCGAAAUCACCAAACUGGUCCACGGCAAGGAGGGUCUGGAGAGUGCCAAAAGGUGCACCAAUGCCCUGUACCACAGUAACCUACAGGCCCUAGAGCAGAUGAGUGAUGCUGAGCUGCAGGAGCUCUUCAGAGAGGCCUCUUUCCAUGAGCUGCUGCUGGAGCCAGGGACCACAGUACUGGAUGCCUGCCGCAGGGCAGAGGCCAUUCCCCAGGGGGGCAAAGGGUAUCGCAUGGUAUCAGAAGGAGCUGUAUGGAUCAACCACAGUAAGACAGACAGCCCAGAGCAGGUACUGAUCCCUGGACAGCACCUCUUGGCCAACGGACUUUCUCUCCUCAAAGUGGGCAAGAAGAACUUCCACAUCAUCAAGUGGCUCAAUCUGUGAGUGGCACUGGGACCUUGAAACUACUAUGGACUGUUUGUGGACUGGAGGUAGGACCGCAAGCUGGGAGGCUUAGGUGAAGGGAGAUGGAUAUUGGAAAUGGACCUGUAUUGUUUCAAUACAUCCCUAUUUGUGUCUGAGGAGAUGUAGUGCACUAUAUAUGUGUGGAUUUAAUGAUGCUGUAAGAUGUGGUAUUAAGUAUAUUUGUUAGAAGUUUUUUGUCUUGUUAGUUGUAUGUUACAUACUGUGUCUGUAAACUGUUUUAUUUUUGUGAUCAUUCGAUAUUAGAUAGCAGAUUUGCCUACUAUUGAAUUUCACCACUAGGUGUCAGUAUUGUCUUCUCUUUCAAUGAGGACCGGGAAAAGCCUCCUUUAGCAAGCCUGAAGCAAAGCUCGGUUGUGAGACCCUAGUUACAUCCAGGAAUUAAAAUUCAAUGGCAGAAAUAUCUUAAAGCUAAAAUAAAUUAUAAUUCAAAUUUAAAAAAAAAAUGACAAUAGGAAUAGGAAAUUAUGGAAGUAUAUUUCCUGAAGAAAAUGUGUGCUUGCUAGCUUGUUUUAAAGUAUUUAUGGUUUUUGAAAUAAGUUAUAGUUGUGGUACAGACUAAUGGUGCGUGGGUCAGCUGUUUGUUCACCCGCACCCGCCCGCAAUUGCUAAUAACCCAUCUGCAACCGCACGACUACAUGUGAUGAAAUAAGAUGUAGAAAAUGCGCUAUAGGCAUGAUUUAGAUAUGUUUCUGCAUAUAAUUUCCGACAUAUUGGUAGGUUAUUUGUUAGUCAUGAUUCUGCUUAUAAUUUCCAACAUAUUUGUAGGCUGUUUGUUAGUCUACUUGCCAAUAAUUGGAUGCAUGUAGCUUCUCUUUUGUCAUUAUUAUGUUUCCCUAAAAGACUACAUAAACCCUUGCUCACCAGAAUAAUGUAAUAGAUCCCUAGAGUGAAUGCUUCAAUCUAGUUGACAUCAGUAAUGUUUUUUCUGUCUUCUUUUGCAGAGCAAAUACGUUUAGGGACUGGGGAGAAAAUACAAUGACGCAACAACAACAAAAAUGAUUUCUGUGCAAAAUGUCCAAAUGACAUCAGUUUGACCAGUUGAAAGGAAAAAGAAAGCUGUGAAAAUGACCCAGUGUUUCUGAUAAUAUUUCAGUUUGGCUUCGAUGCAUAUUUUAUGUGUUUGAAAUACUAUCAGCUUUUAUGCUGCUCUUAUGAUGAAGACAGCACCUCUGCAGAUCUAUCUAACUGAGCAAUGCAUUCUAUCAAAAUGCAGAAAGAAAGAAAGAAAUCCUAUUUCUCCAAAUUUUGCCUACAUUUGGUGUAUAAUUUUACUGUAAGAAAGGCUUCAUUCUGCAGGAGUUAAUAUUAAGGCUAAGUGAGAGGUUAUAGACCUAGAGUCAGUGGCCAGAUUUCACUUUCCAUUUAACCCAUCUGAACACUAGGCUACAGUUCCCUUGACGUGCCAUAGGCCUAUUUGAAGUCCCGUCUUGUGACUGUGGGAUUUGUACCGCGCCUCACAAUCAUCACACACACAGCCUCCUCUUUAACCACUUCACCAAAUCUUUCCCAAACAUGACUUUUCUGGCCCUCCCUUCUCUUUAUUGUCAAAUCUCCUUUCACAGCUUUGGUCUUGUUGAAUUAAAUUUUUAACCUCAAACCUGGUUUGACAUGAACUUUUUCCUCCCGUUCCCAAAAGCAUUAUUUGGUGAUUGGCUGUGUAGGCUAUUUGGCACAUACAGUUAAGUUCUAAAUCUUAGGUUUAUGCACUAAUACCAGAUAGCCUAAAAUAAUGACAGAAAAACCUCAAUGUAGCCUAUAUAAAUUGCACAAGAAUUAAACAUUUUUUAUAGAUUUUUUUUAUGGUAUUGUUUCUCUUUGUUCAACCCGCCCGCCACGCACUCACCCUUCAGCCACACAAUAUUUAGUGACCCUAAACCCAUCCACCAUGUGGAUUAUGAGUCAACCCGCGCAUCACUAGUAGUGACUCCAGUAGUAAUGGGUGGUGACUGGUUAUAGUUGGAAAAGUAUGUAUAUGGAAAGAUUGAUUGGCUGAUUGAUUGAAUGGAUAGCCUGAACAUGGUGUCUAGCUUGGUGGGUGCCGCUGCCAGAUGCAUAUAGGUGGAACACAGGCUUGGUGUUUGGGGUAUUUUUAUUUGGUUGUUGUUAAAAUAAGCUGUUAAUGUGUUUCAACACAUGCUUUCUGUUUUUCAUAGUUGUAACAAAGGCACUCCACAAAUUAAAAUUGAUUGAACACUUGAAUGUUGGUGUUUUUAGUUUUACAGUAACAAACUAAUGAAAAUGCUAUUGUUAUACAUAAAAAUAAAUCUUAUUCUAAUCUUACCUAAGCUUGUCAUAAACACAACCAAAUUAUUAUUUUUGCCAUAGCAUAUAUGACAUGUAUUAAUUACACUGUUAGAUUGUUGCAGUGAGAUUGACUGCUUAUUAGCUUGAAGGCGGGGGUCCCUCGAGGCCCCAGUUCUAGUGUUAAAUGGUUCAAGAGGAGUUGCGUUGCCAAAUGUUCCCCAUGUAAGUCUAUAGCUCUUUCAUUGCCAUUGAAGUGCAUUGGGAGCUCAUUUAAAUAUUGUUGUAGUACAAAAAAAGUAUAGAUGCUGUAAAAAAAAAAUAUUUGUAGAAUUUUCUCAAGGAAAGUUGGGGUGGUCUGCCCGUUUGAAAGUUGGUUUUGUGUUUAUAGCUUAUACGGUUACAGAAUUUCCGCACAUUUCAGCUGAUUAAAGGAUGGGGGAAUUAAAUAAUGAAUGAAUCUACGAAGUGUUUCCAUCAUCCUGAAGUUGGUCUGGAGUUUCUAGCUUGAAUGGUUAGAAAGCAGUGGCACUGUGACUACUGUAUCUACCUCUCGUGGUCACCAUUGACUCUCGUGUUAAUAUUGCACAUGUUAAAUCAGAAUAGUUCAAAAAGUAUUUGACAACCAAUCUAAGUAAGGUCCGUCUGAACAUCUCAAUGUUGUUUUUGGUGUUAAUAGAUUAAACGGUUCAGGAAGAGAUGCGUGGCCAAAUUGUGUCAUUUUUAACAUUGAAGUCUAUGGCCCUUUGAUUUCCGUCUGCACAUUUGAAAGUUGGUUUCUUGUUAAUAUCUUAAAUAGUUUCAGCUCUAAAGAGGGCGGAAUACAUGUAAUACGUAGAAGUAUGUAAGAAAUCCAGUGUCCUGCCUUCACCAUGCACACUAAUUAAAAACAAGUGUAUGUUUGUCACAUUGUACUGCCAAGUCUGUCUCUAUUGCAGAUGGCGAAGAAGUUAUUGGAACUUAUAUAGGUAGUGUUUCAUUGAUGGUUUGAUUGUUUUUUUUCAAAAUUGUCUUGUUUCGAUAUAUUGCAGAUGAAGAUUGUUUUCCCAAUGAGAGAUGCUUGCCACUACUGUGAUACCCAUCCCUUUUGCUGGGGUGACCACUGGUGACUUUGACUUAGCCCAAAUAAGUAAAUAUUCUCAUCUAAAUCAUGGAGAGAAUUAAGCCAACGGCGUGUAAAAUAAUUAAAAUGUUCAGAUUGGUAGAAUGCUUGACAGAUAUGACAAUGGAAGUGUGCCUACCUCAUGCAACAAGUUGCUUCACACUGACUUGUGUAUUUUCAAACGUUUCAAAUCAUUAAGGUGGUAUUACAAUCUCCACAUGUAUUGAAAAACUAUUAGCAUUCUAGAAUUCACAAAUAAAAUUAGAUUUCCCCCUGUAUAUUUAUUGUUACAUUUUGGUGCUGAAAAACUCUUGACACAGAGAUAGACAACAUUGCCAUUCAAGUAUUUUCUCAACAUAAAGUAUCCAUUAUUCGUUUGUUGACGUUUCCUUAUAGUGGCCUUUAUUUCGUUACAUCCACUGCUACAAUGUUACAGAUGCCUAUUGUGAUUACAGCAGGUUUCAUGAAGUUUAACGUAUAGAAGAAAGCCUUUGUAGCGUGUAGAUAACCUUAAGGGAAAUGGGCGGGUCUAUACUCUUUAACCAAUGAAUGCCCUUCUUCGUUUUAAAUCGUUCUCGGUGUCAAUCAUUUCUACCCUAGUCAGCCUCCCUCAAUCGCCAUAUUGGGUACUGAAAAGGUUUGUCUGUUGUUUCGUCUCUCUUACUACGAGACGAAAUUGACAGGAGUGGCUUCAGUUACGGCACUUUGUUUUGAUGGUCUGUCGAGACUACUUUAGCUCAUAUUGCCAUAUUGGAAGUUAGCGUUUCUUUACAGACCUAUGCAUGCGUUUGUGUUGAUCAGCCGAUUUACUCUUGUUUUGGAUCGCGGCGAGCAAGGAGGAAAUACGCAUUUUUAAGUGUUCUAUUUGGACGUUCUUUGAUUCUCGGAAAAUGUCAAAUGUUCGUGUUUCAAAUGGGAGCCCUACAUUUGAAAGGACCGAUGCUCGGUUUUCGGAUCACCCCAAACCGUCAGCCUGCAGGAACCUUUUCGGCCCGGUGGAUCACGAAGAGUUAAGGAGGGAUUUAAAGGGACAUUUGCAAGAGAUUGAAGAGACGUCCUCAGCGAAAUGGAACUUCGAUUUUUUAAGUCAAACACCCCUAUUAAACGGGAGAUUCGAAUGGGAAUUAGUGGAUAGUAAAGACAUUCCACGUUUCUACAGCAGAACUCAACGAUCGGCAAAGGGCCUUUGCCCCUCUGGGAAUAAUAAUGUGGAUCUUAAUGGGAAUAGUUGUGUGACUCCACCGCAGCCCUCUGAAAACACAGAAAGGUCGGAGAGCAAAGAGCAGUGCACCGGGCAGAGAAAAAGACCAGCCUGCCAUGACCUCUCGUCCCAAAAUAAAAGGUCACACAGCAGUUCGGAUGAAAAUACUCGUUGCCCAGCCUUGGCGCAUUCUGUAGAACAUACACCCUUGAAAACCAGUCCCAGGACUCAAACGUGAAGAUGACAAAGAGCUGAAGCCGUAUUUCCCCUUUUGUCAUCAAAAGCCUCAGUGUUGGUUGAUUUUUGAAGAGGAACUACAAAGAAAAUGAAACAUAUCAAUUCUCCUGAAGGAUGGGGAUGCUGUGCAAGCACUGAAUAUAAACACUAAAGUUCUGGCACUCAUAAAGUUACUGCCUCUAAAAGCAGUCAAUGUAGCAGUGUGCAAUUAGGUUUUCCUUUUUUGCUCAUUUUUUUUACUACCUGUGUAUAUAUUUCUCUUCAUAUGUAGCACAUAAAACGUAUUAUGUUUUUGUUUUUUUAUCCUUUACGUAAAAGGCGUGAAUUUGAUUUGACUUGAAGAAUUGCAGUGUAUUUUUGUUUUCAAAAUGCUGUGUAUCUUAAGGCAGUGAGUGUAACCUGUUGAAGUAUAAUAAAUCUGCUCCAUUGAGAAAAUUAUUAUGGAUUAAAUAAUUGUUCCUCGUCAUUAUAGAUCUUCAUGGGUCAUCCCUGUAUGUAGGGAGAGAAGGACGGUACUUAAUGUGUGGCCUUGUUGUUUUUUUAAGGUCAUUUAAGUGUCACUCAAUCUGGGUUCUCAUCCACCCCACAAACUAUUUCUGUUAUGACACAACAGCAACAAAAAUAUCUGAAGUCAGCCAAUAUUUUUUUGUAUUUUGAGAGAUUCCGGGAAUAACACAUUUUCCUUCUCACCGUUUUUGAAAGUGUAGCCAAUUGUAUUUGAAGUUGUGGGAGGUUAUCAUUUGCUGAAGGAUAGUCUUAUGUUAACUGUACUGGUUGUAUGAAUCGACUGUAUCCUCUCCCUGACAUGCUCAAAUAUGUCUUUGUUAGUUUAAUGGUUAUGUUACUUUUUAAGGAGGCGUUUCCAUAUGGGUGGAAUAAUGCCCUACAAUACCAAAUACCUGGUUGCUUCAAUAUGGCUGUCGACGCUUUCACUUACCAUCAGGUUGCCUUGACAUUGUACUCCUGCGUGAUUAAGAAAGGUAAUAGAAUUUGUUCGCCCCCCCCCCCCCCCCCCCCCCCUUCUUCUCCAUGACAUUGUUAGACUGCUGAUCAUGCAAAUGUAGCUUCGAAAAUAACUUUUUUCACCCAGCUACAAUCAGCCUUUGUUCAGAGGCUAAGAAUUGUCACACAAAAAAGCAGUCACUCUGCCUGUGUAUUUCGUGUAAAUCUUUGAAGUGUACAUAACUGUGUAAAAACACUGAGAAAUUAUACUAACUUAUUUAUGUCAGGCUUUUUUAAAUGUAGAAUAAAAUGGGUUUUUGAUUACGGUUAUCCAAAGUGGCAUUUACAUUAUACCUUCUUUUUUUUUGUAAAAUCAUAUUUUUGCUAGUUUUUAUUUUAUCAAAUAAGGUUGCAACCUGAGCCUGAUUAAAAAAAAUAUUUGAUGUGCAUUUUGUAUUGUGUGGUUGGUUAUAAGAUAUGUUGCAAUCAAUUAAAACUGAGAAAUUACAUCUA
Molecule: messenger RNA, 7763 nt
Organism: Oncorhynchus mykiss (rainbow trout)
Lineage: Eukaryota; Metazoa; Chordata; Actinopteri; Salmoniformes; Salmonidae
Source: RefSeq, a predicted model, not a curated record